Messenger RNA from Oryzias melastigma (Indian medaka), 4017 nucleotides. It is a transcript of the gene adamts1, whose product is annotated as ADAM metallopeptidase with thrombospondin type 1 motif, 1. Gene Ontology annotation, biological process: proteolysis; extracellular matrix organization. Gene Ontology annotation, cellular component: extracellular matrix. The coding region runs from base 271 to 3069 and encodes 932 amino acids. Lineage: Eukaryota; Metazoa; Chordata; Actinopteri; Beloniformes; Adrianichthyidae. Gene Ontology annotation, molecular function: zinc ion binding; metalloendopeptidase activity. The record is from RefSeq and is a predicted model, not a curated record. The transcript is spliced from 8 exons.
GUAUAUAUAGGAGGAUCGGCUCAGAUCUGACUGCAAGGCAAGAGCAGACAGCAGUCAAGAAAGCUGCCUCCUGAGCUCUAAAGAGAUCCACUGGAAUUUACUGCUGAGCUCCAAGCUUUGUGCAUCUCCUGAACAGACAGAUCGGAGGUGUUCUUCUGAGUUCUGCACUGGAUUUUUCUGAAGAUUUGUGGAACAAUAAUUUAAAGGAAUCGUUUUUUUGUUGUUGUUCGAAGGACUUUGGUUACUUUUGUUGGAUUCCAGCGCUGCGUAAUGUGGUUUUUACGCGUCUCCAUCGUGGCGCUGUGCGUCGGCGCGGCGCGCUGCACCUGGGAGGAGAGCACGGUGGUGCCGGUCCGGCUGGAGCCGGACCACAGUGAACCGUGGCGGACUCUGACUGCAGAGGAGGAGCAGAAAGUGGGGGAGAUGAGGGUCUACCAGCUGGACGCGUUUGGGAAACAGCUGAUUUUGCGGCUCGAACCUGACCAAACCUUCCUGGCGCCGGGGUUCGUGUUCCAUGUUGUGGGGAGUCCGGAGUCCGUGCCGGGGCCCGACAGCGGGUCGGAACCGGGCUGCUUUUUCUCCGGCACCGUGAACGGAGAGGCGCGCUCCGCCGCCGCGCUCAACCUGUGCAGCGGGCUGAGCGGCGGCUUCUACUUUGAAGGGGACGAAUACUUCAUUCAGCCCCUCAACUCCAGCAAGUUGGACCGGGUCCACUCGAUUCGGCGCAGAAGCCGGGCGGCUCACGGGGAAGAGGAGGGCAGCUCCAAGUGCGGGGUCAACGAGGACGAGGAGAGAAUGCCAAAGAAUCUGGGAGCGGAGGCCAGUCACGGAGCCCCUAACGCAGACCAGACAGAUCACCACAGAUCCAGGCGAUUCGUCUCCACCCCUCGCUACCUGGAGAUCCUGCUGGUGGCGGAUCAGUCCAUGGCCGAGUUCCAUGGCGCGGGGCUCAAACCCUACCUCCUAACCAUCAUGGCCGUGGCGUCCCGCCUCUACCGUCACCCGGGCAUCCAUAACUCCAUCAGCCUGGCGGUGGUGAAGCUUCUGGUGGUGUAUGAGGAGGAAAAGGGCCCUCAGGUGUCCUCCAACGCAGCCAUGACCCUCCGCAACUUCUGCCAGUGGCAGCGGCAGCACAACCCCACCAGCGACCGCCACCCGGAGCACUACGACACAGCCGUGUUGUUCACCAGGCUGGAUCUGUGUGGUGCCAAAAACUGUGACACUCUGGGCAUGGCGGAUGUCGGCACAGUGUGCGACCCUGAACGAAGCUGCUCAAUAAUCGAAGAUGAUGGACUGCAAGCUGCUUUUACAGUAGCACACGAGCUGGGUCACGUCUUCAACAUGCCGCAUGACGAUGCCCAGCUCUGCUCCGGAGUGAACGGGCCUCACUGGGGUUCCCACAUGAUGGCCUCCACCCUGUCCAACCUGGACCAGCAGCAGCCGUGGUCUCCCUGCUCGGCCCUCAUGAUCACCAGCUUCCUGGACAACGGCUACGGUCAGUGCCUGCUGGACAAGCCGGCCAAGCCACAGCCACUGCCACAGCCUCUCCCGGGAACGGUCUACGAUGUGAACCACCAGUGCCGCCUCAUCUUUGGUGAAGAAUCCGUUAACUGCCCAGAGCAAACCAGCACUUGUGCAGCUCUGUGGUGCACGGUGACUUUACCCAAUGGUUUGGUGGUGUGCCAGACCAAGAACUUCCCCUGGGCCGAUGGAACGUCAUGCGGGCCUGAGAGCUACUGUCUGGCUGGACAGUGUCUCACAAAGACCCAGGCCGCCAAACAUCAGACUCCAGUCAAUGGUGGUUGGGGCUUAUGGGGACCCUGGGGUGACUGCUCUCGGACUUGUGGCGGAGGAGUUCAGUAUUCCUUUCGCUCCUGUGACAACCCUCUACCCAAAAAUGGGGGCAAAUUCUGCGAGGGCAAGAGAAUUCAGUAUCGCUCAUGCAACACGGAGACCUGCCCAGACACCAAUGGUUUGUCGUUCCGUGAAGAGCAGUGUCUUGCACACAACGACAUGUCCGCUCAGGUGUCGCUGGGUUCAGGGGAAGGUGUCGAAUGGGUGCCCAAGUAUGCCGGAGUUUCACCAAAAGACCGCUGCAAGUUGGUGUGCCGGGCCAAGGGAACCGGAUACUUCUUUGUUCUCAAAUCUAAGGUGGCUGAUGGGACACCCUGCAGCCCCGACUCCACCUCAGUAUGUGUGCAAGGCCAGUGCGUCAAGGCUGGAUGUGACCGCAUCAUCGGCUCUAACAGACGCUUUGAUAAGUGCGGCGUUUGUGGUGGAGAUGGAUCAACCUGCAAGAAAGUGUCUGGCUCCCUCGACCGUGCAAGGCCUGGUUAUCAGGAUAUUGUAACCGUUCCUGCUGGUGCAACUCACCUUGAUGUCAAACAACGUGCUCCAGGGAACGGUCGCAAUGAUAACAGCUACUUGGCGGUGCGCCGUCAGGACGGCACAUAUCUCUUGAACGGCGAUUACAAACUGAUGACCAUGGAGACGGACAUUGCUAUGAGAGGGGCUCUGUUGAGGUACAGUGGCUCUUCUGCCACCUUGGAGCGCCUCCGCAGCUUUGCGCCGCUCCCUGAGCCUCUUACCAUCCAGGUGCUGUCAGUGGGGGAAGCCCCAAGACCUCGCGUGAAGUACAGCUACUUUGCUCCAAGACCCAACAGCGGAGCUUCAGCCUCCAACAACAACGGGGCCCGCCGGCAAUCAAUCAACGCCAUCCGGGAUGUCGGUGGAGCUGAGUGGACGCUGAGGGAGUGGGGUCCGUGUUCACAGACCUGCGGAGGCGGUCUCCAACAAAGAGAGGUUGUGUGUUUGGACCCACAGGGGCAUCCAUCCUUGGAUUGCCCCGAAGAGCUCCGUCCUCUCGCCUCGCGGUCCUGCGCCUCGCAAGAAUGUCCAGCCUGGCUGCUGGGGGAGUGGUCGGCGUGCUCCAAGACCUGCGGCCGGGGAUUCCGCAAGCGUCAGUUGAGCUGCAUCGGGCACGAUGGCCGCACGUUAACCAAAGACAGCUGUGACUCGAAGAACCAGCCACGGCCCCUCCUGGAACUGUGCAAUCAGACCGCCUGCUAAGGACCGCGUCCACGAGCUGACCUCUCAACUUCCUGAGAAAAAGUCCCGCCGUCGGUGCCUUCCUUUUCCCACAGACACUCUAAAAGGGCUAAUGAAUGUUUACAUGAACAACGAGAAGGCUUCCGAUGACUGUACAACAGCGGCGUUGCCUCCUGUUUGCAGCGACACAAACAGCUUUAUACCUGGCGGCAGAGGCACAUGAGAGGAACAACCAGCACACAGGCAUUCCUGAGUUUCCUAAAACAGCAUGCGGCGCUCCAUGCUGUUGUCAUGCCUACGUGUGAGUGACCGUGUGAGUGUUGUAUUUUUGUCCAAGCUGGGCUGGACAGACCAAGGACAUCUGGGGUGUGGGAGUUCACGUCAAUGAGCAUAAAAAGUAACAGAAUAGCCUUUAUUCUUAACCCAUCAGGUAUGGAAAAUAUACAGCGUUUAAAUUCACCUUUAUUUAUCGCAAACAUGAAGCACUUCCUCUUUGUCUUUUCUUUUUUUUUUUGUAUUUUUUAAACCAGCGGCACAUCGUCAUCAAACAGUUUUGCAAAUUGCCUCAUUACUUUCUACUAGCCAUAUCUUGCCCUCAUCGACUCAUCCUGCUGUGAGGGAACCUUUGUGAGACCAAAGAGGAGUGUGUAUGCUUGUCUGUGUGCAUGAGUGUGUGUGUUAAGACCUAAAGAGGGACUUGUCUCCUGCAACUACUUCAUAAGUAAGUCUCUCCUGCCUUCUGCGAAGGCUUGUUUUCACUUGUUCUCUUUCCGUUUUGUACAGAAUAUUCAGACUUUAUUUAUUUUUGUACAGCCUGGUAAAUAUAAUCGUGUUGCUUUUCUAAAAUAAGAAGUUAUUUUUUAUUUGUUAUUGAGAUUACAGAAGGAAGUAGAAUAUUCAGAGUAUUUAUACAGUGUUAUAUAUAUAAGGUCCUAGGUUCAUGAAUAAAGCAUUGCAUUGACUUGUACA